UGUUAAAAACGAUCUAUCAAGUAAAACAUGUCAAAAUUUCGUGUUCCUUCAGCAAGUCUUUCAAUUUAUUACAAAAACAACUAGAAAUCUACAUAAUACGGAUAGUUAUAAAGCACAAGACUCUAGAUGCUGGCAUCAGAAAGUGUAAAUGUUUCUUACAAGAAGGUUAAGAAGAAGAAAAUAAAAUGAAGUUGGUUAUUUUGUGUGCACUUUUGGCCGUAAUGGUUGUCUUGCCACAAUCAGCCUACAGUGAUGAAAGUGAAGAGAUUCGUAUCUCCGACCCUGAAUUCAAUCUAAGUUUCAAUGAAACGAAAGAAUAUUUGAAAAAGGCAGAUUUGGAAAGUGUUGGUUUUAAAAGAACGGAAGAAACAAUCACAGAAACAGAUGACAACGGGAACAUCGUACGAUCGAAGAGCAUAAAUUACCAAGUUACUGACGACUGUACAAAGGUGAAGUAUUGGGAAGGAAUUUUGGCACAACGCCUGGGCAAAGGUUGGAAGAAACGUUCAUUGAAGAUGGUGAGGGAGGUAAAAACUCGUAUCGCUGGCAAAAAGACAAAACAGUGUGAAUUUGGUGUGGAAUUUCAAUUGAAAGAUGACUCUCAGAAGAGUGGGGAAAACGAUGCAAAACGUGGUUGGCGUGUCCGUGUUCGAGUUCGUUUCAGAGUUGGACUUCGUGUACGGAUUCGAUUUCGUUAUCGUAGGAGACUCUGGGGCUAGCUGGAUGCUUAUUCCUUAUUCAAGAAGUGACAAUAACAAUGUAGCUAUGUAUGUCGUUGACAAUUCUUUUUACUGUAAUAGCGUAAGUCUGUAGAAAAUAAAACGAAAUUCUGUUUUUGUCACUGAAA
Messenger RNA from Xenia sp. Carnegie-2017, 847 nucleotides. RefSeq lists its product as uncharacterized. The transcript has 2 exons. NCBI's taxonomy places the organism in Eukaryota, Metazoa, Cnidaria, Anthozoa, Malacalcyonacea, Xeniidae. The record is from RefSeq and is a predicted model, not a curated record. The coding region runs from base 186 to 719 and encodes 177 amino acids.